GCCUGGUUUCCAAUUUUGGCCCCUACCUGUUCCGGCAACUGGUAUACAACCCGGAGUAAUCAUAAGUACAUACUAGAUGGCGUUCGCAAAACAGUCAAAUCGGGGAUUAGUUUAAACAAGCUCAGCAACUAUAUAAAGGGGCACAGUCACCAGCCACGACUUCCAACAUCAAAACGAACACACCUGUCACAUCAACCCAAAUACUACAUCCAAAUUUCGAUACAAUGCCCUCCCUCUCCAUCCUGGCCGCUGCGGCCCUAACCCUCCUCACCUCCAACGCCAUGCCUCAGCCCUCCCCCUCCCAAAUUUUCGCCCGCAACCAAUCCUGCUCCGUCAUCCAACAAGUCACCUCAACCUUCUACGGCUACCCCGACAACUCCCCCCCUGGCGCUGGAAUUGCCUACACGCAAUGCGGCCGCAGCGCGGCCGGAGGGAGCGGCACAUUCUCCGACCCAGUAACCUUCGCGACCGCAUCUGGCGAGUUCGACGUGUGCGAGGUAAUCUACGCGCCAUACCUCAAAAAGUACCUGCGCUAUGAGGACGAGUGUGCGCAGUGCGAGACCGACUGGAGUAGCGGCACGUACCAUGUUGAUACCUGGAUUGGUAGCAGUACACAGGAUGGCGGGCAAGAUCAGAUCAAUUGUGAGGAUAACUUGACUCCGGAUGCGCAGAGUAUUAUUCGGUAUCCGGCGAGUGACUUGGAGGUUGAUGCUACCCCGUUGUAUGAUAAUGGUCAGUGUAAUACCGACCAUACGUAUACGGGUUAUGAUACUUCGACAUACUGCUCUUCAUAG
Talaromyces proteolyticus is the source of this 794-nucleotide messenger RNA. RefSeq lists its product as uncharacterized. Lineage: Eukaryota; Fungi; Ascomycota; Eurotiomycetes; Eurotiales; Trichocomaceae. The record is from RefSeq and is a predicted model, not a curated record. The coding region runs from base 225 to 794 and encodes 189 amino acids. The transcript has 2 exons.